AUGGGAAAACCCUAUGGUAAAGUUGAUGAAAGCAAGGAACCCCAAGCACUCAGAAACUCUCAUCUUCUGACAGGCAUCAAGACCUUCAAGUUACUCCAUCUCCAAAGGAACAAUCACUUCAAUGUGUGGACAACUGUCUUUCAUUGUUCGUAUGGAGUCGGUCGCGCGAUGACUUUUAUUGGAAUGAAUUUGAUUGCUGAAUCUGUGAAAAAGGAUUUCGAAGUGACAAUUGGUGACGAGUGA
Molecule: messenger RNA, 243 nt
Organism: Caenorhabditis remanei
Lineage: Eukaryota; Metazoa; Nematoda; Chromadorea; Rhabditida; Rhabditidae
Exons: 3
Coding region: 1-243 (80 amino acids)
Biological process (GO): protein dephosphorylation
Molecular function (GO): protein tyrosine phosphatase activity
Source: RefSeq, a predicted model, not a curated record